Molecule: messenger RNA, 2424 nt
Organism: Exophiala dermatitidis NIH/UT8656
Lineage: Eukaryota; Fungi; Ascomycota; Eurotiomycetes; Chaetothyriales; Herpotrichiellaceae
Product: GTP-binding protein ypt2
Exons: 3
Coding region: 949-1578 (209 amino acids)
Biological process (GO): regulation of exocytosis; protein secretion; protein localization to plasma membrane
Cellular component (GO): endosome; plasma membrane
Molecular function (GO): GTPase activity; GTP binding
Source: RefSeq, a predicted model, not a curated record
UUCUGAAUACCUGCAGUGAGGCUUGAUAAGGUCUUAGGUACCUCUGGGAUCUGGGAGGUGCCUGCAGCAACCCCGGAGGCCGAGAGCCCCCGGGCGGCUAGAUUGGGCUUUAGGGCGCCCUGGGGGUAAGAAAGACAGCCUGCCCUGCCUGGAGACUCGGAGUUUAUAGCACUCUCUCACAGACCUGCAGUGCACCCCCACGCCUACCCAUCACCUCCAGCAAACGUGAGGCAAGCGAAGCCAAUGCCAUAGCAAUUGAUAUGCUGUGGCCAUACUGGCAGAGAUAGAGACACUGCGUCUCAAUAGAGAUAACGACUGUAGGAACUGUUGUCUAUGCAGUACUACUACAUUGUAGAAUGAAUGUGCGAUACAAUAUAGUAUGAAUGAUGGCCUUCUGACCCCAGUCAUGAGAACAACGUGGUACUACUAGUACUGGAACUUCACUCUCCAGCCACCUGCACUCUCCAAGAUCCUCAAGCUAGAACGUCCAGGCCGCCAUCCACCACUGGCACUGGCACAGGCACAGCCGACAUCAUCUGUCGCAUUAUUAUUCUAUCAUCACUUUCUUUCCCUCAGCGCCCUUCCUGCCAGUGCCGUACCAGGCCGACGUCUGUCCACUCCACUAACCAACACCGUGACCACCAACUCUGCACUCCGCAACCUACUCACUACACUGACGCGACCACGUCCUUAACGCAUCCUCCUUUGGCCCUGGUGUACUCACUGAUUGUGCGAGACGAUCUCGACUCUCCAGCCUCAUCCCCUCUGAGGGACAAGUGGCCAACCCGCAGCGCGCCCACCAAGUAGACACAGUAAAGCAGAAUCGCGCCUUCAUUCAAUCGACAGAGCCUCUGCUGCCGAGAACAAGCAAAAGGGCUCACAUUCUUUCCACCUGAUCAUACCCUUCACAUCUUCCGCCUCCAUCUUGCGAUAGGGCAGGCCAGCACAAUGGCGGGAACACGCAACUAUGAUUUCCUGAUAAAACUACUAUUAAUCGGUGACUCUGGUGUCGGAAAGUCAUGUUGUCUCCUGCGCUUCAGCGAAGACAGCUUCACGCCCAGUUUCAUCACCACGAUCGGCAUCGACUUUAAGAUCCGGACCAUCGAUCUGGACGGCAAGAGAGUGAAACUGCAAAUAUGGGACACCGCAGGUCAAGAGAGAUUCCGCACAAUCACAACCGCAUACUACCGAGGCGCCAUGGGCAUUCUAUUGGUGUACGACGUGACGGACGAGAAGAGCUUCAACAACAUUAGGACAUGGUUCGCCAAUGUCGAACAGCACGCCAGCGAAGGUGUCAACAAGAUCCUCAUCGGCAACAAAUGCGAUUGGGAAGAGAAGCGCGUCGUUUCCACGGAACAAGGUCAAGCUCUCGCCGAUGAACUGGGCAUUCCUUUCCUCGAAGUCUCGGCCAAAGCCAACAUCAACAUCGAAAAGGCAUUUUACUCGUUAGCUUCGGAUGUCAAGAAGAGAUUGAUCGACAGCUCAAAGGAAACCGGCGCCGCUACGGGCAAUCAAUCAGCCGGCGGUGUCAAUGUGGCGCAGAACCAGGGCGCUGGUGUGGGCGGGAAAUGCUGCUAGAAUGACCAUGAGAAGGCGAGACUGGGGCGGAAUAUUGCCUAUGGGAUCGCCUCGCGCUUGUUUUUCGGUUUCCACCAGGCGUUGGCGUAGACGAAAUCCAGGGAGUUCAAAUCGGGUUCAAGAGUGCGUCGAACCAUGGCGUGCGAGCCACGAAAGAAGGACAGGGGGCACAUUACACAAUAUCCGGCCAGGCAUGGAUGUCUCUUGAGUGUCCAUCUCCCUCUCGUUGGAGGAUCGCACUUUGCUAUGGACUACACGCAAUGUGUCUGGACAGUCCUCGGGUCCAGAAACUCGUACGAGGGAAUGGGCUGUGUUAUGAUGGCGGCAAAAGACAGGUGCCUUAAGCCUGAACAAAGAGCGGCAACCAUAUCUUUUGCCCCCUGGGACCGCGAGGUAGGCUCCUUCCAUGCAGGACGUAUUUUCUUUUCCAUCAAUCAAUGCACUGGCGCGGUCACAAACAGCCACGAUACGGUCACAGUAAAGAAAUACACUGCAUGACAUGGCGGGAGGGACAAUUCACAGCUCUGAGGCAGGCAGCCAAGAGCACGCCUUUCUAUCCGUUCCCAGGCGAGACCUGCCCUAGAAGAAUUGGUAGCAUGAACGUGAACUAGUUACUACCCGGGCCCAAAUCUUCAGAAACAAGAGCGCCGUUGAAUGCCCAUUGCAUAGGUUAUAUUUCUCGUCAUUUCAAGGGGUCAUCGAUUUCAUUUUAUUCUUUUAUCGUUGAAGAAGGGAAAUAGCGUCCAUCUGCCACUCUUCUCUCGCUGCACCGGACCGCUAUAGCUGCAGUAGAUCGGAUCGGGUACCGGCUCUUGUUACGCACUGCCACAGCAUCUUGGGCUUCAG